AUGAGUAAUCAAGAACAGGAAUCAACCGAGGUAACAAGUGUUUCUGAAAAUCCUGAAAUUCAAACAACAAAUGAAAAUCAAACUACAAAUGAAAAUCAAACUACAAAUGAAAAUCAAACAUUAAAUAACAAUGAAGAUAUUGAAAAAUCAAAUGUAAACGAAAAAUCUUCUUCAUCAGAAAAUAAUACUUCAAAUGAACAAGAAACAACACGUCGAAUAUUAAUGCCACAAGAUAUUCGUUAUUCAACUGAACAAGGUGAUCGAGAAAAACUUAUGGAAAAAUAUAAUAAUUAUCAAAUAUCUGAUAAAAAUUCUUGCAAUAUUCGUUUUUUAACUGAUCAUCGACAGAAGAAAAAUCUUCUAAGUCGACAUGAAGAAGAAAAUUCAUCUUUACAUUCCAUUGCGAAUACAUUUCAUGUGAAAAUACUUCCAGGUUAUCAAAAUCCUACAAAACAUUCAUUCAAAAUUUUCGGUACAGAAGCUAAUGUACGAAAAUGUCUUAUUGAGCUAAUGAAUCGAAUGUUUAAACAUUUAAAUCGAACAACAAUACAAAAUGAUAGUGAAAAUAUUAAUCAACAAACUCCAACACAAAAUAUUGAAAAACCUCAAGAAACAGAAGUUUCAAUUGAUAAUGAAAAGUCUGAUGAUAAAUCUUCUUCUUCUCAUGUAACAUCGGAAGUUAUAACAACAAUUAAUCCAGAUUCAUCAAUUAGUGAAGAAAAAACUGAUACUAAUAAAGAUGAUAAUAUUGAACAAGAACAAUUGAAAUUUAUACCAAUUGAACGAAAACCUGAAUAUACAUUUUCAAUGCUUAUAACAAGUCAAGGACAAGAAGUACUUAAAAAAAAUUGGAGUUUUUUUGCUGGAUCAUUACAACAACGUUUAAAUGUCACUGUAACAAAUCCUUUAAAAUUACCUAAAUUUGGUGAUAAACAAUGGCAAAAUGAACUUUCUAUUACUGGUGAUUUAUAUGAAAAUAUAAUUGAUGCUGCUCUACAAAUAACUGCUUUUAUUAAUGAUGUUCUUGGUAUACCUAUUCAACCAUACAAAGAUGAAGAACACACAAUUGGUGAUAAUAAUAAUUAUCAACGUACAAAAACAAAUAAUAACAAUGAUUAUCAUCAACAACAACGUCGUCAUGAUUAUAAUAAUAGUUAUCGUCAAUCACCAUCUCAAUAUCAAGGACAAUCAUCACCAUUUAAUAAUUAUCAUGAACGAACAUUUUUUAAUCGUGGUCGUAAUGGUGCAUUUGAACAAGUAAUUCUUAUUCGAAGUAAUUGUGCUGCACGUAUUAUUGGUACACGAGGUUCUAAUUUAAGACGUAUACAAGCAAAAUGUCAUUUACGUGAUAUUGGUUUUGCUCGUCAUCCAAAUGAAAAUGGUUAUGUUGAAUGUACAUUAUCAGCAUAUCAAACACGUAAUCUUAAUUUUGCUAUUGAUACAAUACGUGGUUAUUUAAGAAAUGAAGAUGAUCAAGCUAUGCAAAUAUUUGAUUCUUAUUAUGUUGAAACUCCAUUACAAUCAUCAUCAUCAUUUCAUCAUUCACCUCAAUAUGAUCAACCACAACUUUCAAUACCUAAUCAAAAUCUUGAACAUUUUCAUCAACAUAAUCUUUCAAAUAAUCGUUAUCAAGAACAAGAACAACACCAACAACAACAAGAACAAGAACAACAAUCAAUACCAUUUACUACAUCAGCUGAUUUAUCUCAAGUACAUAAAGAAUUAGGUUUUAUGACAAGACCAUUACAUCUUGCUAAUAAUACUCAAUUACCUCAACCAUCAUAUAAUUUUCAAAAUACUCCAUCAUUUGAUUUUACUCAUCGACCAACAUCAGCUUCACGUAAAACAGAUAAACGUCCAGGUGAAGUUAAUGAUUUUAAUAAUACAAAUAAUAUUCAAAAUCGAACAUCAAAUGAUUUUCAAUAUCAACACUAUGGUGAUUCAUCAUCAUCAAAUUCUUCAUCAAUUUCACCACGACAUAAAUCUAAACGUACAUGUCCUGAAACAAAAGAAAUUGAUUGUACAACAGAUGAUGGUUUUUGGAUACAAAAACAAUAUUAUAAUGCAUUAGAUGAUACAUCAAAAGAAUUAUUUGAUUCAUUACUUGAUAAAUUAGAAAAAAUUCGUAUUGUUUCAGAAGAAAAUGCUGUUAGAAAACAACAACGUCUUGUUGGACGAAAUCGACCAAAUAAAUCACGAAUUUUUAAUUCAUCAAUAUCAUCAAUAACACAAACAAAUGAUGAAAAAGAUUUAACAAUUCAAUCAACACAAGAUGUUCAAGAUAAUAAAACUGAUGAAUUAACAAAUGUCGAUGAACAAGAAGAGAAAAAAGAUUUAACUAUUAGUAAACAAGAAACAACGACAGAUCCUGUUGAUGAAAAAUAA
Molecule: messenger RNA, 2385 nt
Organism: Rotaria sordida
Lineage: Eukaryota; Metazoa; Rotifera; Eurotatoria; Philodinida; Philodinidae
Source: the annotation of a GenBank genome assembly